This is a messenger RNA of Labrus bergylta (ballan wrasse), 5193 nucleotides long. RefSeq names its product transcription factor 12 (gene tcf12). NCBI's taxonomy places the organism in Eukaryota, Metazoa, Chordata, Actinopteri, Labriformes, Labridae. Gene Ontology annotation, cellular component: chromatin; transcription regulator complex. Gene Ontology annotation, biological process: regulation of transcription by RNA polymerase II. The record is from RefSeq and is a predicted model, not a curated record. Gene Ontology annotation, molecular function: DNA-binding transcription factor activity, RNA polymerase II-specific; RNA polymerase II cis-regulatory region sequence-specific DNA binding; protein dimerization activity.
GCUUUUGCGAAGCAAAAAUGUCUGCCUAAGGGAAACUCGUAACUGAUAUAUAGAGGAUAUUUUCUCUGGAUUUCCAUUUUUAACCCACAGUCCGCUAUUUUGAGGCACACACCAAGAAAGCGAGCCUUCACCAGAUCACCCUAGUCGGGAUUUUAAUCGGAAAAAGGUUUCUAGCUCGUCAGGAUGAAUCCUCAGCAGCGGAUUGCCGCUCUCGGAACAGACAAGGAAUUAAGUGACCUGCUGGACUUCAGUGCGAUGUUCUCUCCGCCUGUAAACGGAGGGAAGAACCGGCCAACCACUCUUGGAAGCAGUCAGUUCAGUGCACCAGGUGUGGAGGAGCGGACCAACCAAGCAUCUUGGGCCCCAGGUGGCGAGUCCAGUCCCUCGUAUGAGUCCUCCGGGGGUUUUGCUGACAGCCCUCAUUACGGCGAUCAUCUGAGUGACAGACGAUUAGUGACCAAUGAAGGAUUGUCCCCAACACCUUUUAUGAACUCCAACAUAAUGGGUAAAUCACAGAGGGCUUCAUUUCUUGGCUUUGGGAGGGAUCCUGGAGCAUCAGGAUGCCAGUCCUCUGUACGGCCGGACAUUGGCUUGGCGAGUCCGAGUCCAGCGACUCCGUCGGUGAAGUCAUCAGCUCCCUUAUACUCCUUCACUGCAGCCAAUCCUAGAAGACGUUCUCUACAAGAUGCUCCACCUGUCGAUCCUCUACAAACAAAAAAGGUUCGAAAGGUCCCUCCUGGCCUGCCUUCAUCUGUGUAUGCACCGUCUCCAAACUCGGAGGACUUCAACAGAGAUUCUCCCUCGUACUCCUCUCCCAAACCCUCCAGCAGUAUGUUUGCAAGCACUUUCUUUGAUGGUACCCACAGUUCAUCUGAUCCCUGGAACUCGUCCAACGGGAUCAGUCAGCCAGGCUACGGGGGAAUGCUCGCAGGAUCUUCAUCUCACCUGCCACAGUCAGGAAACUACAACAGCCUGCAAGCACACGACCGUUUGAAUUACCCCACACACUCAGUCUCUCCAGAGAUCAAUGCCAGUCUUCCUCCCAUGUCCAGCUUCCACCGGAGCAACAGCAACACUUCACCAUUCGUUACGGCAUCGCACACGCCGUCAAGCAACUCAGCCAACGGGGUCAUGGCGGCUGCAAAUCGAGGGAAUGCCACUGGAAGCUCACAGACUGGAGACGCACUGGGCAAGGCUUUAGCCUCGAUUUACUCACCUGACCACACUAACAGCAGUUUUCCAUCCAACCCGUCGACACCUGUGGGGUCUCCCUCACCUCUGACUGCCACAGCAGGGGCUGCAUCAGCAGGUACCGUGGUGACUGCAUCCAGCACCCCGUCUGGAAGGCCAGGUACCAACCAGUGGCCCCGUACCAGUGGACAGACCCCUUCCUCUCCAAAUUAUGAGAACUCCCUUCACUCGCUGAAAAACAGAGUUCAUCAGCAGUUACAUGAGCAUCUCCAGGAUGCCAUGUCUUUCUUAAAGGAUGUCUGCGAGUCUCGAAUGGAGGAUCGUCUGGACAGACUGGAUGAUGCAAUCCUCGUUCUAAGGAACCAUGCCGUGGGCUCCACCGCCAGUCUGCCCAGUGACUUGCAGAGUCUGCUGGGACAGGCGCAAAAUGGGCCAAUCGCAGCAAUUGGAGCAAACUUCCCUGCCUCUGCAUUGGUUGCAAAUCGGACAGCAGCAAUGCAGGGUGGUGCCCACGCUGAUGAUGCCGUCGGUCUCAACAAUAGCCAUGGAGGUCUGCCCAGCACCUGCUCUACAUCCACCGCAGAACUCAACCAACAGUUGGAAGCAUUCAGAGGUCUUACUUCAGCCCUGGCUGGCCAUCUGCCUGCCGCCCUGGAGCUGAAGGUGGAGAAACAGGACAAGGAUGAGAUGGAGGAUAACCUCUCUGCUGAUGACAGGUCUGAUGAUGAGAGCGACAAAAGAGAUAUGAGGACACCCAGACCUGGCACACGUACAAGCAUCACUGAAGAUGAGGACCUGAAUCCGGAGCAGAAGGCUGAGCGUGAGCGUGAGAGGAGGAUGGCCAACAACGCUCGUGAACGCCUGAGGGUGCGGGACAUUAACGAGGCCUUCAAGGAGCUGGGUCGCAUGUGUCAGCUGCACUUAAAGAGCGAGAAGCCCCAGACCAAACUGCUCAUCCUCCACCAGGCCGUGGCUGUCAUACUUAACUUGGAGCAGCAAGUCAGAGAGCGGAAUUUGAACCCCAAAGCAGCCUGCCUUAAGAGGAGGGAGGAGGAGAAGGUGUCCAGAGGCUCCAUUGAUGCUCAACAAGCUCACACAGGGGUCCAUUCAGGCCUGACUGAUGCAUCCAACCCCAUGGGCCACCUCUGAGUAGCAGACAGAUCAAAAUGAUCCAGAACAUUUCUGUCCCAUUUGAGUCAGUGUUCUUGCUUACCAGUGACAGACAGGACUCUCAGUUUGUGAAACCAGUUGGAGGAGACAGACCACUUGAAGGAAAACUACGAGGCUCACACAAACCAAUCCUUUGAUUGAAGAAUGAAACAGGCGUCCAGCUUCCAGUUACCAGUUUUCAUCUGCAAAUUUCUUCCCAAAAAGAAAAAAAAAAAAAACCUUCAGCACAUAUCAAUGUCUGCAAGAAGUGUGUUGCUUCUGAACAAUCAGAGACUUCGCAAUCUCCUCCAACCGUUCAUGGAAAUUGCCUUGUGCCUAUUGACGAAUGCAUUGUAAGAGCAAUUGUUCUUUUGUUUGUCUGGUUCUUUUUUUUUCUAUUUAUUAUGUUACUGAGCUAUAAAGUGUAUGUCUAAAGGGAAAGUGAAGCAAAUUCAGAGAGAAAUAUGCAGCUUUUCAGUUGAUCUAUUGUUUGCCAGUGUCACCGUUAAAACUGAGCACUCCACCCUCAUAAAUCUUUGGCGAGUCUCGAGAUGAGGGGGAACUAUUUGGGCACUGAAAGGAUUAAUUUAUUGGCCAUUUUUUGAGUCAUAUUUAUACCCAACUGACACGAUAAUUUGCUGUUUGGAUAGAAGACGUAAAUGCGCCCCUUGUUCAAAGAAAAAGAUUAUAUAUUAUUUAUAUUUAUAUUUUUUAAAUUCUGCCACUGGCCACACGCAUAACCAAAACUACCUAUGUUUGUUUCUGUGUAGUUUAGAUACGUUUCUGUGCUACUGACAGGCCGACUACAUUAGCGUCAUCAAUAUUGUCUUCAAAGGUGACAGGCGAAGUGCAAACUCUAGGUUUACUGAAAGCUAAGUUAGAGUCUUUUUGUGUCCUCGGUAGUGAGCAGCAGAAUUACAGAGAGCAAUCUACUUGCAAACCUUUGCAUUCCCUGAAGUUUGUAGUGUCUUAACUAAAGGAAAAAGGGGAAGUUGUUGUCCUCCUUCGCCAUAUAGUGUUAAAUGUAAGCAGUGAGUUUUUUUUUUGUUUUCAGGUUCUUGUCUUUGAUUAGCAUCCUGACAGUCACUGGUCAGCUCAGAAGUGGCUUUUUUUUUUUCUUUUUUUUUUGUGCUUUUCUCGCCACCAGCUAAUCAGAGACUGCUUGAUGAAGAUUUAGUCAUAUUAAAAAAACAAACGACGACCACACUUUCUCCUGGCCUGAUGAACACAUAACCUGUAUUUUCUCUCUUCAUUUCUCCAGACAUUUUAUGUCAAAAGCAGUUAUUCUUUAGUUAUGCUUAUUUGUGUUGUAACGAGUCAUUUCUUUACACUUCCAGCAUAUCAAUGUGCAGUUUCAGUUAGAGGAGACAAUAUCUUUUUCAAUUAUGUUUUCAAACAAGCCGUGUUACACUAAGAAGCCAGAGUAGAUAUUUCAUGGGCUUUGUGGGAUAUCUUAGAACUGUAGCAUAAUAAUGAACAAACUAGUUAUCAGGAUUUACUUUUUUAUGCUUCAUGGUCAUGGCUUUAUUUUGCUUUCCUUUUCAAAGUGUGCAUGCUUUACGUUUCUCCUUUUAUUUAGUCUUUGGUCUUAAGACUUGCUUUAUAUUCCAUUUAUUUUUUUGUACAUUGUCUCCUAUCAUUAUCUACACUUCAAACAAGGCUCACACAUUCGGAAAUUCUUUUUCACCACACAAAAAGGGACUUCAGCCAAUUCAAAAGACGCCACACAAAAAGUUUACAUUAAGAUUUAUCAUUUGACCACUAAAAAACUUUUUUUUUGGGGGGGGAUUGUUUGUUCUCUGAAUGAAUGUGGCCUUGUUUGUCAUUUCAGUAUUUAAGACUUGUAUACCUGUCAGCAGACUUUGAUUGAGGGUAUAAUGUAUGCCACUUCCUGCUCUCUUUCCUUCCCUUGUUCAUUUUCUGUUUUUUCCCUAUACGUUUUUGCUCCUCUGUUUGCCAAGUUAGACUUUUUGCUGUAUUCCCAGACACUUUCCCUUGUAUAAUAUAUGAAGGAAAAAAAGGAAAUCAAAAGGAAAAAAACAUCAACAUUUGGCUUAUUUUUCACUGUAGUUAGUCUUUUAUACAAUAAUACUGUAAGAAUAUUUCUUGAAUUCUAAAUAUUACUCUUUCUAGAUUUUUGAAAGCAAAAGUUUUGAGUAAAAAGUUUCUUACUUUAUUUUACUAUAUUAGAUAGUAAAAUGUACGGUUAUUUACAAUAACCUGUCCGUGAUUACAGGAAAUUUUCAAAAAGCAUCUCAAGAACAUGGCUGAAUUUUUGCUCGUAGUUGAGUACUUCAUAAAGCUUCGUACGAGCUCCAGAUUCAUAAAAGCGAGACCGUGCUCUUCUUCUCUGGUCUCAUUGUCAGUUCAUAAAAGAUUUGUUCCUGUGUCAAAUCAAAAAAAACUAUUGUCGAUGCAUACAUUACAAAACUGCAACAAUGGGAAUUUGAAUUUUCUGUCUUUUUCAACAGAAAAAACACAAUGUAUAUAACAUUUAUGUUGCAAUAAAUGUGCCAUCUUUUUUACACUAAUUUGUAUGUGCAUUUCUUUCUCUCACUGAGCAAACACGUUUGUUUCUUUCCCGUCUCCAUAUUCAUAUGUCCUCUCCAUAAUGUUUUAUUUUUUUUAAAGGCACAGGAAGGAUGAUGUAGGAUGAGCUCAGAAACAAGUGGUAAAUAAAACGUCCUUAAUGUUUUUGUUUUUUCCAGACAUUUCUACAGUGGAUUUAGGCCAAAUGAGUGUUUUAUAGUAUGUAACUCAUUUUUGAAAAUACUACCAGUGGACCAUUUUAGUCUGUAUGGAAAGUGCUAUGAAUAUAUGUUUCUAUUUUUAAUAAAGUGUGAUAGCAGCGUA